AUACUGGGAUUUAAUAUUUCCCGUCAUGCUACAUUCCGUGACGUCACCAGAAAGCAGAAAAUGGCGGCCGCAGCAGCUAGAAGGGGCCACCCAGCCGCCAACCGUGUGUGCUGUCCUGAACACCCUGACGCUCACCUGAUAGAAGACUACAGGGCAGGGGACCAGAUCUGCUCCGAGUGUGGGCUGGUGGUAGGAGACAGGGUUGUAGAUGUCGGUACAGAAUGGAGAACUUUCAGCAAUGAGAAGUCAGACAAGGACAGGUCUCGAGUUGGAGCUGCAGAGAACCCCCUGCUGAGUGGAGGUGACCUGUCCACGAUGAUCAGUCGACCCUCGGGGUCAGCGGGAUUUAACGAGGACGGCAGCGCCAAGUACCACAACAGAAGAUCUAUGUCCAGUUCUGACCGAGCCCUGGUGAAUGCCUUCCGAGAGAUCACCGGCAUGGCAGACCGCAUCAACCUGCCCAGAAACAUCGUGGACCGGACACAGAUGUUGUUCAAACAGGUGAAUGACCAGAAGAGCCUGAAAGGUCGCAGUAAUGAUGCCAUCUCAGCAGCCUGCCUGUACAUCGCAUGUAGACAGGAGGGCGUGCCAAGAACAUUCAAAGAAAUCUGUGCAAUCUCACGAGUGUCCAAGAAGGAGAUCGGACGAGUCUUUAAGUUAAUCCUGAAGGCGCUGGAGACAAGUGUGGAGCUCAUCACAACUGGAGACUUCAUGUCACGGUUCUGUUCUAACUUAAACCUCCCGAGUCAGGUCCAGCGAGCAGCCACCCACAUAGCCAGGAAAGCUGUGGAGCUGGACUUAGUUCCAGGACGAAGCCCCAUCUCAGUAGCAGCAGCAGCCAUCUACAUGGCAUCUCAAGCCUCAGAGGAGAAGAGAACUCAGAAAGAAAUUGGUGACAUUGCCGGAGUGGCUGAUGUUACAAUCCGCCAGUCGUAUCGCCUGAUCUACCCUCGUGCCCACGAGCUCUUCCCCUCAGACUUCACGUUCCACACUCCCAUCGACCAACUGCCACAGCUGUGAAACAGCCACCCAGUCUCAGACAGAUUUGUAAGGGGUAUUAUAGAUGUAUCCAUUUCUUUUAUAAACAGAGAAUUUUGGAAAAAUUUUUUGACAGAAUAAUUCUGUUGUGCACCAACAGUCAUCCAGACUUAGGGACAGACGAGAUCCUUUUUUUUUUGUACCACACUUGUUAUUCAGUAUCAGUCAGUGUAUCAUUAGACUCUUGGCAGUUUCUAGUUAUAUUAUAUUAUCAACAUGUAGGUACAUCCUUUCAGUAACUAUAUCAGAAAUGCUACUCCUAUUUAUAACAUAAAUUUUCAGCUUAAUUGUCAUGGAAUAAAGUCUGUUCUCUUGUAUGAAGAGCCAUACUUUUUACUCUGAAAAAGAAGUUAGGGUAUAGAAGCACUAGAAGUGCUGAACUGAAAAAAAAAGGAAUCCCUGUGUCUAUGUUUGGUUACUGUUCUGUUCUGUUUCAGAAAUUGUCAGUUAAACUAUCUUUACAUCACACUAGUAGCAAUAGGAAUACCUUGUCUUGUCACUCUUCCUUUCUGUCCAUAUCAAGUUUCAACCAUGACUCCAAAGAUUAUGAUAAAAAGUUACUUCACUUGAAGUUGCAAACCUGCUAUACUUGACGUAUAAAUGUAGAUGAAAGUCAAGUUCAUUCCAGUGGUUGUUAUAGCAUAUCUGUAAUGUUACAUUUUCAAACAUAUUUUCUUAGCAUCAAGUCAAGAUAUGGAACUUUUUCCAGGCUAUGAUUAUUUGCUUGGAUGGAUAUACCACCAGAGCAAAGACACCAAACAGUUGUGUUAGGUCAUCUUUAAUGUCUUGAGAGUAGAGUUUGAGACAUUUUUGUAGAUGCCUUUGUGAUUAACACUGUAACUGUGUAAGCCAGACUACCACCUCAUCUAACUUCCUAUCUACAUGUAGCUACCAUUUAUAGUAAGAUAAUAUUAUGUAUCUCGUAACAUACAAUGCAAGUAGAAAAUGUAGUUGUCAUCAGGUAUAUAUUAUUACAUAGAUCAUUCUUUGAUUUGCUUAAAUUCAGAAGGAGAAAAGGCAAUAUUACCUUGAUAUCUUCUUUAAUAAAAAAACUAGACAGACAGAAACCAAAGCUAAAGGUUAUCUACAUGAAGCUACAUUUGUACUUGUUUUUCCUUAGAAGUACACAAAUAAAUGCUUGAAAUACAUGACCACAAUAUUG
Branchiostoma belcheri (Belcher's lancelet) is the source of this 2200-nucleotide messenger RNA. Its product is annotated as transcription initiation factor IIB-like. Gene Ontology annotation, molecular function: RNA polymerase II general transcription initiation factor activity; TBP-class protein binding. Gene Ontology annotation, biological process: transcription initiation at RNA polymerase II promoter; transcription preinitiation complex assembly. The transcript has 10 exons. The record is from RefSeq and is a predicted model, not a curated record. Bases 61 to 1020 code for a protein of 319 amino acids. Lineage: Eukaryota; Metazoa; Chordata; Leptocardii; Amphioxiformes; Branchiostomatidae. Gene Ontology annotation, cellular component: nucleus; transcription preinitiation complex.